AAAAAAAAAGUCAUAGACGUAUGUGAUUUUUAGUGAGCAAGACACUCUGAGCAUCAGAUAGAACGAUGGGUGGUGAGACCAGUUCCCAUUCCCAGGAAACGAGCGAGAAAUUUCAGGCUGCAUUUAAGAGGGUUGCUGAUGUUGCCCAUAUUCCAACAUGUGCAAAUUUCUGGAUGUACAAAGAAAAAAUCAGACCCAUUUUGGAACAAAUAAUAGGUGGGGAACAGAUCAGACAAUGCUUCAAAGUCCAGAAAUCAGACAUGUUCACAACUGCAAUGUCACACUACAAAGGCAAAGUCUCUGAAAUCCGAAGAAAAAGUGCCUCCAUUCGCCACGAGUCCUUGAUGAUCGUUUUUGAUGAUUCUAGGGAAUAUGACUAUGAUGGAGGUGGUUUUAGAAGAGAGUUUUAUUCGACUUUCUUCCUGCAAGCUAUCAGAGACAGGGGACUCUUUAUUGGGAAUUUUCCUCGACUAGUGCCAAAUUUUGCUCAGGACAGAUUGGACGAUUUGACUGCAGUCGGUAUUGGAAUAGUGGAAGCCAUUUUGAAUUUUGAUUGUGGAUUUCCAUACUUAAAUCCAGGACUGUAUCAUUUCAUGGUAGACCAUGAAGAUUUUGAGCAGUACCUAACGGUAGAAGACAUUCCAAAUCCAGAAGUGAAAUAUCUUGUUGAUCAACUCUUAGAGUGCAGAACCGAUGACCAAAUAAAUGACGUCAUUCAGAAUGAGGAGGGAAAUGUGGUGGGACACAUUGGCUGGCCAGCCGGAAAACACUUCAACAUGGACAGCAGAGAACAGUUAAUCCAUAUGCUGACAAAAUACAGCAUUAUUGAUGAGAGAAGACCAGCAAUAGAUGCACUGAUGAAAGGUCUUAAUUAUCUAAAGUUUCUAGACAAAAUAAAAGGCGUCUCCUUGUUAGAGCCCCUUUUCGUUCAUUCCGACGAAUACUCCAUUAAUAAAGAGUAUCUGAAGAAAAUUUUGCUUCCGGCUCUGGAGGGCUUAAAUGGUGUUAAUGAGAAACUGCAAAAGGCCAAGGAUUAUGCAAUACGCUCUGUUAAUGAGAUUAAUGACGAAGAAGCGCGGGCUCUCUACCAUUUCAUCACAGGUCUAGCCAGUCCUUCUGUAAGCCAGGAGCAACUAAAUGCUGAAUUCAUCAUGGCCAACCCCCAGCAGAAAGUUCCAGAAGCUAUGACAUGUUUUGAGAAAUUAAUGAUUCCUGUUGGGAAUAAAGACUACAGGGAAUUUAAGGAGUCAUUUCAACAUGCCAUAAGAACAUUUGAAACACUCGAUAGAACAAGCAACUAAUGUAUAUGUGUAUGAGAAAUGUCCAAGCUGGCUUCCAAACCUGUAAUUGUUCAUAAUUUCCAAAUUUUAAAUGUUGCCAAGUACUGAAAGUUUACUUAGAAUACUUACUGUAUUUUGCUUCAAAUGAACAUACGAGGGUUGUCCCAAAAUUCCGUAGACAAGCGUAGUUUUGUAGGAACCCGAUGUCAUGAAUUAAUAAAACUUUGUAUAUAGAUUCAUCCAGUUAAAACAUAACUUUAUAACCAAACAUCGAGGAAUUACACAUAUAUGUAUGAACCCAAUUUAAAUAAAAUAUUUGAUUGUCUGGAGUAAGAAGGCGACGCAGUACCCAAAAGCUGCAGUUAAAAAUUGGCGUAUAAUAUAUAAAAUCAAACGAAGAAUUUUAUAUCGUUUUUAUGCACCGGUUUGAAAUCCGACUUGUUGAAAA
Messenger RNA from Saccostrea echinata, 1728 nucleotides. RefSeq lists its product as uncharacterized. Bases 66 to 1301 code for a protein of 411 amino acids. The record is from RefSeq and is a predicted model, not a curated record. The transcript is spliced from 6 exons. Gene Ontology annotation, molecular function: ubiquitin-protein transferase activity. Lineage: Eukaryota; Metazoa; Mollusca; Bivalvia; Ostreida; Ostreidae.